CCUCACCAGGGCGGCGCGCUAGUCCCUCACUGCCAGUGUUUUGGUUCUCAACUUCCUGCGCUGUCUGCCAUGGUACCCUCCGGCCAUUCAUCGUCGCCUUCGCCGCCACACGUGGUUUUGUUCGCCUUCCCCUUCGGAACGCGUCUCGCCGCCGCAGCUCCGGCUGCGAUCUUAUCUUUCGUGAGCACAGCUGAAACCCUCGAAAUCCUCCCGCGAAACACCGGAAAUCUUCGGCUGUUACCAUUCGCGGAGGAGAUCCGGGAUGGUGGAUCCUCUGCUGGAAUUGAGGAGGUGAUCGGAAAGUUCUUGGAGUCGGCUCCCGGGAAAAUACGUGCUGCCGUGAAGGCCGCCGCUGCAGAUGCUGGCGGGAUACCGGUGAGCUGCGUGGUGAGCGAUUCGUUUUUGUGGAUGGCGGAUUUUGUGGCAGAAGAGAUCGGGGUGCCGUGGGUUGCUGUUUUUACAGGGUUUCCGUUGGCGUUGUUAGCACACAUUCACGCAGAUGAUUUGCGCAGCCAUUUCGAAUGUGAAGAUAAAGUCAUCCCUUUUAAUACGGACACACUCCUCGACUUCAUCCCCGGUCUUGCCGCCAUGCGUGUUCGUGACCUCCCUGAAGGCAUCAUUUUCGGCGACAUGAACUCUAAAUUCGCAGUCAACCUCUAUAGCAUGGUUCAUCGCCUCCCCCGUGCUGCCGCCAUCGUCCUCUCCAAUUUUGCUGCCCUUGAACCCAGCCUAACUUCUCACACCACUCUUAACCUAACCUUCUCCGUCGGUCCUCUCAACCUCCUCUCUAUACCACCCUCCACUCCUGACAAAGAAGACUGCCUUCCAUGGCUGGACUCUCAUGAACCCUCUUCCGUUGUCUACAUUGCCUUCGGCUCUUUCAGUACUCUGCCACUCACUGAGUUGGCUGAGUUGGCUCAUGGGCUUGAAGACAGUGGUGCGCCCUUCUUAUGGUCUCUCAAGGAGGAGUUUCGCUCGAGCCUUCCUGAGGGGUUUGUGGAGCGAACACGACAGAGGGGGAAUAUGGUGAAUUGGGCGCCACAACUGUCUGUGUUGAAUCACUCAUCUGUGGGUGUGUUUGUAACACAUUUUGGGUGGAAUUCGAUACUCGAGAGCAUAAUGGCUGACAUGGUGACGGUUGGCAGGCCCAUACACGCCGACCAGAAUAUGGUAGCCAGGGCGGUUGAGUCGAUGUUGGGAGUAGGAACAAGUCUUGGUUCUGGUAUCACAAGAGGGGCUUUUGUUAAGGCUAUGGAAGCAGUUUUGAAAGGAGAAGAAGGGAAAAGGAUGAGAAAGAGGGUGGUGGAGAUAAGGGAGAGGACGGAGAAAGCUUUGUUGCCUGGUGGGAGAUUCUCGGAGAACCUCCGGAGACUGGUGGAGUUAGUCUGCAGAAUGUGAUAACCGGAAAUUGAUUAGUUUUGGGGUUUGAAUUUGUUGGGAUUCAUCUGAUGUUGCCUGUUUUUGAAGAAUGCAAUUCUGUAGAGCCUUGAAAGGUAUUGAAUAACAUUGGUUUGUUUGCUACAUUGAAUAUAAUGAGGAUGAAGCGAUAUGCCUGAAUCAAAUUGGCCGUUGAAC
Molecule: messenger RNA, 1575 nt
Organism: Phalaenopsis equestris
Lineage: Eukaryota; Viridiplantae; Streptophyta; Magnoliopsida; Asparagales; Orchidaceae
Product: anthocyanidin 3-O-glucosyltransferase 7-like
Molecular function (GO): UDP-glycosyltransferase activity
Source: RefSeq, a predicted model, not a curated record